Messenger RNA from Culicoides brevitarsis, 2411 nucleotides. RefSeq names its product protein stoned-A. The coding region runs from base 210 to 2261 and encodes 683 amino acids. The transcript has a single exon. NCBI's taxonomy places the organism in Eukaryota, Metazoa, Arthropoda, Insecta, Diptera, Ceratopogonidae. The record is from RefSeq and is a predicted model, not a curated record.
ACUAAAUAAAUUAGAUUUUUUCGAAUCCUCCAAAACUGGAUUUUGACUGAAAACAAAAAAAAAGACUUUUUAUCUGCAUUCUUCUGUAGUUUUGUGCCACAAAUAACGGAAAAUCAAUCAAAAAUUAGAUUUUAAAAGGGAAAAGUUCACAUUACAUCACACACCUAAAAAAUUCCCUAUGACCUAAUUUCGAGGAAAUCCAUAAGAAAAUGUUGAAAAUUCCCGGAUUAAAAAAGAAGAAAAAGGGCAAGAAGAAGAAGGACCAAGAACUUUUCACGGAAGAAGAGCUCGAACAGUACAAGCAAGAACAAGCGAGAAAGGCAGCCUUAGCUGCAAAUGGCAAUAAUGACCAUGAAACGCAUGCUACAGAAGCAGUUCACGAAGCAACCGAAGAAAAAACUGAAGAAAGCUCCGAACAAACGAACGACGAGGAAUGGUCUCGUUUUGCCGCUCUCACAACUGGAAUCGAUUCCGUGCUGAAAAAGACGCAAGAUGACCUUGAUCGUAUCAAGUCUCACUCCUUUUUCCAACGAGUCGCUCCAAAGCCUGACGAACCGAAAAACACCGAGCCCCAAGAACCGGAAGAGGAUGAAGAAACGAAAAAAGAACGUUUGAUGGAAGCUUUGAAAAAUGCGGUUGUCGAACUUUCAGAAUCUGAAGCGGAGGAAAGUGACGUUGAUGAUGCCAGUAUCUUCGACGCAGAUUACCUUGAGAAAGUUGAAUUGCCCGACGCGUUUAUUCCCGAGUCCCCAACCUUCGAGGAGCCCGAGGGAGAUGAUCCUUUCGACACUGGUUACGCCGAGAAAGUCAUCAAAGGUCCCGAAGUCUCGAAAUCCGGGAAAAAAAUCGUGAACAUUGGAGCUGCGGCAUUAGUUCUCACGGGAGCUGUCGACAACCUCCCAAAAUCCGCUUUAGUAAAGAGACCAAAAAGACGCCAACUUAAGAAUUUAUUGUUAUCGAGCUUUGAUGCGGAAAACGAAGAUCCCGAGGAGAAAGGUGAAGAAGAAAAAGUCGAAGAAAAGCACAAUCAACUUGACGAUUUGUUCGAAAUUGAAGACGACGCAAAAAAUGUCGAAAUUGAUCUUACGGUGUCGCUUCAUGUCAAGUAUCAGGAGAAAAAGGAAGAACCUGAACCCGCAGAAGAUGGCGUCGAUUCGGAAGUUUUGAAGGAAUUUGACGCGUUGAACGAAGAAGAUGACGAAUUUGCUCAAUUAGCGGCAGAGUCAUUGCACAAGCCCGCGGAAGUGAUUCAAGUAAUCGAAGCCAUUCCAGUAUUAGAAGCAAAGCCUCCCGAAAGCACGGAUUGGGCAGAAUUCGAGCAAACGGAAGACGUGCUCGAGAUUAAGGGAAUCGAGACAGAAUUGGAAACCCCCGUAGAUGAUGACGAUCCCUUCAACACGACUUUCGUUGAAGCUGUUCUCCCCAAAGUAGAUAGUUUCGAGGAAUUAGCACGUGAAAGUAUCAGUAAACCUCUUAAAGAGCCUCCGCCAGCGAGACCUGCGCCUCCAAGACCUGGACCUCCGCCGCCUCGUCCCCCGCCUGCGGAAAUUAACUUGAUGGAAGGAAAUCCCUCGAUUAGCAUCACAAAUGACGAUGACAUUACUCGUGAUGAACUGGCGAGACGUAAAUCCUCUCUGAGUCUCAGUAUUUCGGCGAAAAAUGUGCAAUUUGCGGUUCCAACUCCGGAUCCCUUGAAGAGCGACAUCGAGUUUAGUACGUUAAUAAAGAAACCCCUGACACCGUAUUACCCCAAAGAAGACGAAGCCGAUGACGAGGAAGCUUAUGUUGAUCCCUUUGACACUUCUUUCGUGCCGAAUGUGCAACCGAGUCAAUUAGAACUGAACUACAUUGAGAAAGAAAUGUUGAAAAAUCUCGAAGAUGAUGAUUUUGAUCCGCGAGCUGUGACGCCGGAACCUAAAAUCCCGCUUCCAGCUGCGACAAAGCCCGUUGAACCAAUCCCGGAAACACCAAAAGCUCCCGAAGACCCGUUCGGUAAUGAAAUUUUCGAUGACGAUAAAUACUCGGCUCUUGCAAUAAUCGACGACUCACAUAAAUCUGUCGCCAAACCAGAUGCGGAUCAACUUGACAUUCUCACAAAUACUUUAGCAGAUGCAGCUGUUGAUGUGAAAGUUUUGACGCCAAUAAAUCAGGCAGACUCCUUCGAAAUGGCUGAUAUCGAUCCAUUUGACACGACAUUCGCGGAAAAUAUUCGGCCAGGGGAAGCGGAACUCAAAUUAAUCGAGAGUGAGUUAAUUCAAUAAAAAAAAUUAAAAACAAUAAAAAUUUAUGUUAAUUUGCAAUAAAACACAACACUCAACACAUCAUCAUAUCGAAAACUCAUUGUUCCAAAUAAAUACACUUCAUUACGGUUAAAUUAAUAUUAAAUUAAAUUAAAUUAAUGAGAAAAAUAU